AUGGCUUCUCUCACCAAGACCGUCCGUGUAGCCCAGCGCCUGGCCACCACUACCUCUCGCUCCGCGCUCGCUCGCCCGACCCUUUCUCUCGCCCAGCAUGCUGCCACCACGGCUCGCAUCGCCAUUUCCUGCCGUCUGAACUCUACUUCUGCCCCUAAAACCCCCCAGCCGGCCGCGACCGAAACUGUUACCCCGCUUGACCCUAAGGUCUAUUCCCAGCUCCCCCGCACCCUCCAGAAGAUGACGGUCGCCAAUAAGGUCAUCAUCGUCACGGGCGGCGCCCGCGGCCUAGGCAAUCACAUGGCGCGCGCGUGCGCCGAGGCCGGCGCCAAGGCCAUUGCCAUCUUCGACGCCAACCAAGAGCUCGGAGACGCCGCCGCCGAAGAGCUCCACUCUCUGACCGGCCUGCCUGUCACAUUCCACAAGGUUGAUGUCCGCAACGGCGACGCGAUCGAUGCGGCCGUUGCCGAGGUCGUCAAGAUCCACGGCGUGCCCGACGCCCUGAUCAAUAGCGCCGGCAUCGCCGACAGCAACAUCCCCGCCGAGACCUACGACCGCGACAUGUUCCGCCGGCUGAUCGAUAUCAACCUGACGGGUUCGUUCCUGACUGCCCAGGCGGUCGGGCGCGCCAUGAUGGCGGCCAAGAAGCCCGGCUCGAUCAUCUUCAUUGCCAGCAUGUCUGGCAGCAUUGUGAACCACCCGCAGGAGCAGUGCUGCUACAACGCGAGCAAGGCCGGUGUUGUUCAGUUGGGGAAGAGCCUUGCUGCGGAGUGGGCGAAGUAUGGCAUUCGUGUGAACUGCAUCUCGCCUGGUUACAUGGAUACGGAGUUGAACCGGGUACCGGCGCUGGAUGCGCAGAAGAAGAUUUGGAAGAGCCUGACGCCUCAAGGUCGCCUGGGCGGUGUGGAUGAACUGAACGGGCUAGCCGUGUUUUUGGCAUCGGAUGCUAGCUCGUUCAUGACCGGUUCUAACGUCAUUAUUGACGGAGGGUACACUUGCUGGUGA
Thermochaetoides thermophila DSM 1495 is the source of this 1005-nucleotide messenger RNA. RefSeq lists its product as uncharacterized. NCBI's taxonomy places the organism in Eukaryota, Fungi, Ascomycota, Sordariomycetes, Sordariales, Chaetomiaceae. The transcript has a single exon. The record is from RefSeq and is a predicted model, not a curated record. The coding region runs from base 1 to 1005 and encodes 334 amino acids. Gene Ontology annotation, molecular function: oxidoreductase activity, acting on the CH-OH group of donors, NAD or NADP as acceptor.